AUGUUCAUCACUUACUGCACCAAGAUGAGCAAUGAAGAACUCCAACCGUAUCACUGCUCAGAGUGUGGAAAGAGUUUUACUCAGCAGAGUAAUCUUAAACAACACCAGCGCAUUCACACAGGAGAGAAGCCAUAUCACUGCUCAGAGUGUGGAAAGAGUUUUACUCAACAGACUCAUCUGCAAAGACACCAGCGCAUUCACACAGGAGAGAAGCCAUAUCACUGCUCAGAGUGUGGGAAGAGUUUUGCUCACAAUAGUGAGCUUAAAGUACACCAGCGUGUUCACACAGAAGAGAAGCAGUAUCACUGCUUAGAGUGUAAAAAGAGUUUUACUCUGCAGAGUUCUCUUGAAAAGCACCAGCACAUUCACACAGGAGAGAAACCGUAUCACUGUUCAGAGUGUGGUAAGAGUUUUGCUCACAGUAGUGCCCUUAAAAUACACCAGCGCAUUCACACAGGAGAGAAACCGUAUCACUGCUCAGAGUGUGAAAAGAGUUUUACUCAACAGAGUCAUCUCCAACAACACCAGCGCAUUCACACAGGAGAGAAGCCGUAUCACUGCUCAGAGUGUGGAAACAGUUUUUCUUGUCAGAGUACACUCCAACAACACCAGCGCAUUCACACAGGAGAGAAGCCGUAUCACUGCUCAGAGUGUGGAAAGAGAUUUGCUCACAGUAGUGCCCUUAAAAUACACCAGCGUGUUCACACUGGAGAAAAGCCAUAUCACUGUUCAGAGUGUGAAAAGAGUUUUACUCAACAGAGUCAUCUCCAACAACACCAGCAUAUUCACACAGGAGAGAAGCCGUAUCACUGCUCAGAGUGUGGAAACAGUUUUGCCCAAAGUAGUGCUUUUAAACUACACCAGCGUGUUCACACUGGAGAAAAGCCGUAUCACUGCUCAGACUGUGGGAGGAGUUUUGCUUAUGUAAAGAAUUUUAAGCAACAUCAGCGAAUUCAUGUAGAAAACCAACAUCACUGUUAA
This is a messenger RNA of Trichomycterus rosablanca, 981 nucleotides long. RefSeq names its product zinc finger protein 239-like. The record is from RefSeq and is a predicted model, not a curated record. The coding region runs from base 1 to 981 and encodes 326 amino acids. NCBI's taxonomy places the organism in Eukaryota, Metazoa, Chordata, Actinopteri, Siluriformes, Trichomycteridae. The transcript is spliced from 2 exons.